UUGAAACCUUGGAACUCUUCUUCUUCACUACUCUCCUCUCAGAAAAUAGAAGAGUCGGCGGAAUGGUUUUCCAAAAAGAGUACCUUGAUUUGUUGUUGGUCCCAAGUGGGCUGUGCAUCAUGUUCAUUUACCAUCUCUACUUGCUCUAUAGAUACCUCAACAUUCCUCAUACCACAAUCAUGGGUUUUGAAAACAAUGACAAGAGAGCUUGGAUUGAAAGGAUUAUGCAGGCUGGAGAUAGCAACACUAUAAAUACAGCUCUAAAUGUUAUAGGAUCCAAUAACAAUGGAGCAACAUUCUUGGCAUCAGUUUCAUUAACUUUGGCCUCUCUUAUUGGUGCCUGGAUGGCUAAUAAUAGUGUUUUCAGCAGUGAAUUAAUAUAUGGUGACACAAGGCCAGAAACUAUGUGCAUUAAAUUCAUAAGUCUAUUAAUCUUCUUUUUAGUUGCUUUUGCAUGUUUUGUGCAAUCAUCCAGAUGCUUCAUUCAUGCAAAUUACUUAAUUACUACACCAGAAACUGAUAUACCAAUUAGUUAUGUUGAAUUGGCAGUGAUAAGAGGAGGUGAGUUUUGGUCACUUGGGCUUAGAGCACUUUAUUUUGCAACCACUUUGCUACUAUGGUUUUUUGGUCCAAUUCCCAUGUUUACAACUUCAGUUGGUAUGGUUUUCCUCCUCCAUUCCCUUGACAAAAACACAAAGCAAUUGCACAAUCAUCGAUCUUAUGCAAAAGGAAAAGGUACUAGCAUUGCAACUCGUGACAUCGACCAUCUUUUUUAGGCCAAAUUUCACCCUGGCUAGUACAAGAUCUUGCUGAGGGAGUACAAUGAGUUAUAUUCAAUGGUCUAUUAAUGUAAUAUAAAUUAUUAUUGUAAGUGAACUUUGGAACAAAAGGAAUUGUACAAAAAUGUAAAAUGGUAAAAGCUAAUUUUGGCAUUUCCUUGUAAUUGUAAAUAAGUUUAUUAC
Nicotiana tabacum (common tobacco) is the source of this 962-nucleotide messenger RNA. RefSeq lists its product as uncharacterized. Lineage: Eukaryota; Viridiplantae; Streptophyta; Magnoliopsida; Solanales; Solanaceae. The record is from RefSeq and is a predicted model, not a curated record.